Messenger RNA from Orussus abietinus, 2487 nucleotides. It is a transcript of the gene Ssrp, whose product is annotated as FACT complex subunit Ssrp1. Lineage: Eukaryota; Metazoa; Arthropoda; Insecta; Hymenoptera; Orussidae. Gene Ontology annotation, cellular component: nucleus; FACT complex. The transcript has 14 exons. Gene Ontology annotation, molecular function: histone binding; DNA binding; nucleosome binding. The record is from RefSeq and is a predicted model, not a curated record. Bases 78 to 2282 code for a protein of 734 amino acids.
AAAAAUUAAUAAUAUUUUGAGAGUUACGAAAGAAUUAUCGGAAGUGUUUUACCGAACUGUCAUAACUACCUGGCAACAUGGAUUUUAUAGAAUAUCCUGAGAUAACUGCUGAGGUUAAGGGCGCCAUGACGCUCGGGAAGUUAAAAUUAACCGAUCAGCAUCUGAUAUUCAAGAAUCAGAAAACUGGCAAAGUUGAACAAAUCUCCGCAUCGGAUAUGGAGAUUGUUAACUUUCAAAAGUUCGUUGGAACCUGGGGCCUUAGGAUAUUCCUUAAAAAUGGAACUCUGCAUAGAUUUCGAGGGUUUAAAGACGGAGAUCAAGACAAAAUUGCAAAGUUUUUUAGUGUUAACUAUAAGAAGGAUAUGUUGGAAAAGGAGCUUAGUUUGAAAGGAUGGAAUUGGGGAACAGCUAAAUUUAAUGGCUCCGUCUUAAGUUUCGACGUUGGCCAUCACACUGCUUUCGAGAUACCACUCUACGAUGUUUCACAAUGUAACACUGGAAAGAAUGAAGUCACUUUGGAAUUUCACCAGAAUGACGAUGCACCAGUAAGCUUAAUGGAAAUGAGGUUUCAUAUUCCUGUCAGUGAUAGUGUCGAUCAGGAUCCUGUAGAAGGGUUCUACCAGCAAGUAUUACAAAAAGCAUCUGUCAUUAGCGUCAGUGGUGAUGCUAUCGCUAUAUUCAGAGAAAUUCAGUGCCUCACGCCACGUGGUCGCUAUGAUAUCAAGAUAUUUCAAACGUUUUUCCAACUUCAUGGUAAAACCUUUGACUAUAAGAUACCAAUGUCAACAGUACUUAGACUGUUCCUGCUGCCACACAAAGACAAUCGUCAAAUGUUCUUUGUUGUGAGUUUAGAUCCACCUAUUAAACAAGGUCAAACACGUUAUCAUUAUUUGGUAUUGUUAUUUAAUCAGGAGGAAGAGACAUCUAUUGAACUGCCUUUCUCUGAGAAGGAGUUAAGUGACAAAUAUGAUAAUAAACUCACAAAAGAGCUUUCGGGCCCUACAUAUGAAGUGCUGGGAAAAGUCAUGAAAGUUAUAAUUAAUAGAAAACUAACCGGUCCUGGUAAUUUUGUUGGACAUUCUGGAACUGCUGCUAUAGGGUGCUCCUUCAAAGCUGCAGCAGGAUAUAUAUAUCCUUUGGAAAGAGGCUUUAUUUAUGUUCACAAACCACCAAUUCACAUACGUUUUGAGGAAAUAACAUCAGUAAACUUUGCUCGUGGUGGUGGCUCGACACGCUCCUUCGAUUUUGAAAUCGAACUGACAAGUGGAGUAGUUCAUACGUUCAGUAGCAUCGAAAAGGAAGAGUAUGGGAAACUCUUCGACUUCAUAACAUCUAAGAAGCUUAGAGUGAAGAACAGAAACAAGAAUGAUAAAUUAAAUUAUGACAACGACUUCGGAGACAGCGAUCAAGAGAAUGAACCUGAUGCUUACUUAGCAAGAGUUAAAGCUGAAGCACAGGAGAGAGAUGAUGACAAUCAAGACUCCGAAGAGGAAUCUACCGAUGAAGAUUUUAAUCCUAAUCAGGAUGAAAGUGACGUAGCUGAGGAGUAUGAUAGCAAUCCUAAUACUUCAAAGAGCGAAGAUGAGUCUGAUGUUUCUGAUGGAAAGAAGGAGAAAAAAGAAAAGAAGGAGAAAAAAUCAAAAUCUGCUAAAACUAUCUCGGAGAAGCCAAGGAAACCUCGAAAGCCAAAGAAGGAAAGGGAUGAAAAUAAGCCAAAGAGGCCUGCUACAGCUUUCAUGUUGUGGCUCAACAGCACGCGUGACCAAAUCAAGGCUGACAAUCCUGGUAUUGCUGUCACAGAAAUAGCGAAAAAAGGAGGUGAAAUGUGGAGAGACCUAAAAGACAAAUCUGAAUGGGAGCAAAAAGCAGCAAAAGCUAAGAAGGAAUAUGCCGAGUCGAUGGAAGAGUACAAAGCAAGUGGAGGUAGUAGUAAACCUGCGGAAAAGAAAGAAAAAAGUGAUAAGAAGAAGAAGGAGCCUAAAAAAGAAUCCCCUAGCAAACUUAUGUCUGGUGCGUCGUUCAAAAGUAAGGAGUACAUCAGUGAUGACAGUAGCAGUGACGAUGGAUCAGCAGAGAAAUCGAGUAAAAGGAAACGUUUGAAUGAUGGAAGUGCAGAUGAAAAGGGAAAGAAGAAAGGAGAGAAACGUGAAGCGACUGAUAAUGGUAAAAAGGCUAAGAAAGGGAAAAAAGACACUGAUGAAGAAGCUAGUGAUGUGGAAUUUGAAGAACCCGAUGAAAGCACGCCACCUUCGAGCGAUGCCGAAUCGAAAGGCAGCGAUUAAUUCUACUUGUGUACAGAUUUUGUAACGAUGCCAUCUGUAACUAUUUCUCAUUCUAGAAAUUUCUUUUUUCCUCAGUUUUGUUUCUAUUUCAUUGGUCUGGUAAAUGACUGAAAGCUGUCGUUUCAAAGUUAAGGAAGCUGGUCUUACUACUUUACAGGGCACAUGACAGUUAAUAAUAAAACAUCAGUUUACUUUGACAGUUCUA